CUGGACUGUGAGGGGGUGGGGUGGUAAAGUGUGCGGAGUUUAAUCUGCGUAGUUGCAGCCAGAGUUGAAACCAGGAGUUUCUUACAAAUCUGUGAGGAUUUAUUUAACGUGCCCCAAAAUAAAGAACACCCUUUAUGAAGGCAUUCAUAGUAAAAUAAAGAAACACAAUAAGUCACACAGAGGCUGACAACAACCAGUGUGCAAAAGAAGACAAACUGUGCAAAGAAUAUUAAUAAUAAGUGAGUGUAAAGGGAGCACGGGUGACCAAAUCUGGUCACUUUAAAGGAGGCGUGGCAGUGGGGCUCUGUUUGAAGGGACGAUGAUCCUGGUGCAGAACCAAUCCUGUGACAUACGGAACAAGUUACAUUGAAUGUUCGUGAAGAUAUCGUGUUUGUCCAUGUUACAAAACCACCUACAUCAAAGGAGAGCCAGUUCGGAGGUUUCGUUACAUCCUAAAGAAAAUCCCAGGAGUUCAGUGGGCACGAAUUGCAUUUUUCUUCACAGUCAAAACCUGUGCGUUGGUUGCCCUGAGCACCUUCUUUACUAAUUCAUGAGCCAGAGGGAUGCAGUUGCUCAGCUUUCAGAACGGCUUCUCAUAGCUGCACACAAAGGCCAGACGGAGAAUGUUGUGCAGCUCAUCAACAAGGGGGCCAGAAUCGCUGUCACCAAGCAUGGGCGUACUGCUUUGCAUUUGGCUGCUUACAAAGGGCACAUUGAUGUUGUACGAAUUCUCCUGAAAGCAAGUUGUGAUCUGGACAUUCAGGAUGAUAGUGAUCAAACAGCUCUACAUCGGGCAGCUGUUGUGGGCAACACAGAGGUUAUCUCAGCACUAAUUCUUGAGGGAUGUUCUCUGGAUCGGCAGGACAAGGAUGGUAACACUGCUCUGCACGAAGCCAGCUGGCAUGGAUUCAGUCACUCUGUCAAACUCUUGGUCAAAGCAGGAGGAAAUGUUCAUGCAAAGAAUCAGGCAGGUAACAUAGCUCUCCACUUGGCUUGUCAGAAUGGCCAUUCCCAGAGCUGCCGUGUGUUGUUACUGGGAGGAUCUAGACCUGACAUUAAGAACAGUAUGGGAGACACAUGUUUACAUGUUGCAACACGCUAUAAUCAUGUGGCUAUUAUUAAAAUCCUCCUGAGUGCUUUCUGUUCUGUCAGUGAGAAGAAUCAGGCUGGAGAUACACCCCUCCACGUUGCUGCUGCCCUCAACCACAAGAAAAUAGCCAGACUCUUGCUGGAAGCAGGAGCAGAUGGAAGCAUUGUCAACAAUGCUGGUCUGACCGCCCUGGAAGCAGCCAGAGAGAGCGACAGUCCUGAAGUGGCCCUUCUUCUCACCAAGGCACCACAGGUUCUCAGUUUCUGUCGUGGGAGAAGCCUGAGGAAGAAGAGGGAGAAACUGAAGGAAGAGCGUAGAGCCCAGUCUGUGCCUCGCGAUGAAUUGAUCCAGAGUAAGGGAAGUGUUUCAGUCGAUGACGUCCAUAGCAGUGAGCAAGGACAUCAGAAGAAAAGAAAUGAAGAUGAUUUAAUCAGAAUGACUACACCAGAACAGAAGAGAAAGCGGGACAGAAAGAAAAAGCAGAAGGAAAAGGGUUCUGCCCUUUCUGAUCCUCCUCUGGUGUUAGACCAGCAACUUCAGCAAGAUAGCAAACACAACAGGAGAAGGAGAAAUAAACAUUGCUGCUGUUCCCCACCUCCACAGCAAGGCCCUCUCCCACAUAAUUUCCGUGCCUACCAGCUCUACACGUUAUACAGAGACAAAGAAGGCAAAGUCAUGCAGGCCCCCAUCAAUGGCUGCCGUUGUGAACCUUUGAUCAAUAAAUUAGAGAAUCGCCUUGAAGCUACAAAAGAAGAAAUAAAAGCAGAACUGGAAACUGUGCAAGGGAAGUUAAAUACAAAACUUGGAGAACUGGAAAGAAGGAAUAAACAUGAGAUCAGAGUCUUAGAAAAGUUAACAUCUGAACGGAUUUCAGUCGAACGGACCGAAUGCCUGCACCGCAUUGACCAGCGUGCAGUACUGGAGCGACUUGAGGGAGACAGACGUCAGGCAGUAAUGUUCGAUGAUGUGAAAUUAUGGUUUUCAUCCAAGCUCCAAAACCUUGAGCAUAAGUUGUCAGGAGAACUGAUGUCUAAAUCUACAGCAGUUGAUGGUGAGGACCUGCCAGAGACUGUUAACACUGAUGCCAUCCAAACCAACAGGGAUCAUAAGAAUUUCCAGACUGGAGAACAACAUCAGCAGCCCUACAUUAGUCUGCGUGGUAGCUUGUCGGAAGAAUCAGGAAGUGCUAAAGUCCAGUCCUCGGAUGAGACAUCAGGCAGACAGCACCUUGUCGUUCAACGUGAUUUUCCAUCAGGAGCAACGCAACAUACUAUGACUGUUUCCAGUUCUUCCUCAAAUGUGCCUCAGGCAACUUCUCCAGUGGUUCGACCAAAGCAAAGAGCCUCUUCUCUUGCUGCUAAAAUACACCACGAGUUUCCAUCUUUGGAGCAGCCUGUGGUCAAAUCUGGGCACGUAAAGUUUCAAACUGCUCAGAAAGACACAGGUUUGACUGACCAAGCAGUAAGUGGCCAACCUCUUGGAGGAUGCAAUCAAAACAAAAGCACUCAGACUAAAAAAUCUCUGAGUGCAAGGCACAAGCAAAAACAGAGCAGCGCACAGACCCCUGCUUCCCACCGCUUGGGCCAGCCCAUCACGCAGAUCAAGGACAGCUCACCAGUACUUGAAAUCACUCAGUAUUUUUUUGAGGCAGUUUCCACACAGAUGGAAAAGUGGUACGAAAGGAAGAUUGAAGAAGCAAGAUAUCAAGCAGAUCAGAAAGCAAAUCAAGAUAAAGUUGCUUUGCUUGAACAAAUUAAAAGUUUGGAAGAAGAACUACAGAAACUGAGGACAAAAAUGCAGACGGAUAGCUAGCAGUUGCCAGUAAGACUAAUCUUCCUGUUGAGUGAAGAUCCCAUCAACAUUCCUCCUCUCUAACUUGUGGACUGUCACCGAGUUUAAGCCUUGCAUUAAAAUAAUGCAUGUUUUCUCUAGGUUUGUUACACUGUUGUAUAAAAGAUUAAAUCUGACUUUGAUUUAAUAUUUCACUAUCCUGUAAUAUAUUGAAAUAGGUUAGGGUCUCAUUGUGUUGAACUGAUACACAAAGUCAAGAUAUUGAUGAUAGAUUUAAGGCUUACAAUAGGACACGUUAAUAAAUAGUUACUGAUGGCAAGUGUAGAAGUUUGUAUAAUUAUAAACCUGUAUUAGUACAUCCCAGCAAUGCAAAUCAUACUCCUUAGCACUUGUUAAAUUAUAAUAAUGUAGCACCCUUGGAUACUCCAGUUUUGGGCAACUUGCUCUUUCUUUGAGAACUGUUUUUUUUCUUGCCGUCUUUUAUAUUGUCGAUUUAUCUAACAUUACACAGAAAAAAAGCUCCUUAACCUUAACAUUUCCUGCUAUCAGAGAAAUGUUCUUUAUUAUCUACCAUCUUCUCUGCUCCAACACUAACUUGUUUCUCUUUCUACAAAUGCUUUCCAACUGCAUGAGAUUUCCAGUAUUCAUUUUCUAUUACAAUUGUAUUUAACUUCCUUUACAUGUUUCACUGUAAUAUAAUGUGUGUGUUUUCAAGGGAAUAGGAAGUAUGCAAACACUUCAGACUCCCAACUUUAGCUAUACUCUAGAGGAGUAGUCCCCAAACCUGUUUGAAUCACCUCCCAGAUGACAUACCCAGCGACCCCCCCCCCCCUUUCUGACCAUUACAUAAAACCUAUAAGGGAAAGAAAGCAGUGAAAAAUAAUUGCAAAACUUAUUCAAAUCUAUUUAAAGCUACAAAUACAAUUAUUUAAUUACAGUAAAAACAGUUUUCAUCAACAGUAAUAGUGUACAUUUGUAGUUUAACUAUUCACUACAUUGCCUUUUCACCUUUCAAUGAGACGGAUGAGCUUGGUGUAGUGAUAUCAGCUUCUCAGCAUCAGGCUGAAUGUUACUCAGAAAGAAUCUCAAUUCACACAUUCAGUAAUUUGCAGUCUAUUUAGUUACUUUGAAAAAAGUUGGGCGACUGCAUUCCAUUAAAUACUACAUUGGAAAGGCAGUAAAGACCAUCUUGACCUUUUCCCACACUGCAGGAUAGCUUUUUGAAAUCAAAAGUUUUGAUAUGAUGUUUUGAACCUGGGCUUCAGCUCCAAGCUAUUUUGUAGCGUUAUCAGUUCUUCCUCUAUCCUUCCUGUUAAUUCCUCAUUACAAGUGUAGAGGAAUGCAUUUAUUACCCAAUCUGGAAUUUGGGUCGAGAGAAGACCUGAAAUCUCUCUACAGCUCACCCAGGUGGGCGCAGUAUAUUUGAAGAUCAUCAUCUAGUACUCUUUCUUUCUCUUCCAAAUCAGAGAGGCUCGGAAAUUAGAAAAGGAUGUGACAGUCAAUAUUGACCUUAAAUAGGGUUAACUUGGACAAAAAUGUGGAGGCAACUGAUUUGACUUUUAAGAUUUACAUAAUUUCCUUGCAAAUGAAGAUUGACUUCUUUAAACUUUGCAAAUAAUUCUGACAAAUAGGCAAAGUCAAGCCUAAUAUUCUUCAGUUGAUUAUUGACUGAAGUAUUUUAGUCUUCAAAGAAUGUUAUCAGUUUCAAUAAGCAAAUAAGAGUGUCAGGCAGUUUCCUUUUGAGAGCCACCUGAAUUCUGCGUGCAACUGCAAGCAUUCAAACUGUUCAUUAUUCUCAAUACAAAUCUUUCGCAGUAGUCAAGAAUUAAGAGCACAGACUUGAUUUUAUUUACCGCUGUGUUAACAGUAUAUAAUAAUUUGUGCAGUUGAUCACUUAGGUUUUUUGCAACAAGAUGCUGUAUGUGUAUUACACAUUGCAUGUCAAGAACGGUUUUUUUCAAGAAAGUAAUAACUCCAUGGUGGUGUCCUGUCUGUUGCACAAGUAAAAAUGUUGGUGAGUGGAAUAUCCUUUGAAAAAUUGCUCAGUAACUUGAAAUACUACCUCUCCCUUAUUGUUUCUAGCCUCCUUGCCAAUAACCUUUCUUGAACCAUGUUUUCAUCUUUUGUGAAGCAGACAUAACCAAGAAGCAAAGAUUUGUUGUCUGGCAAAAUUGACUCAUCUAACUGCCAAGCAGAUUCUGUUGCACAGUGUGUCCACCCCAUUCUCAGACAUUUUAUCUACACAUCUUUUAACAGAGUUGUUGUUGAGCAGAAUGGCUUUAAUUAUUUGGUUUGGUGACUUAGGAAAAACCGUACUCAAAACCUCCCUUACUGCUGGCAUGUAUGUUAUGUAGGACUAGAUGUUGAUAUCCCUUAUUUGCGCCCCUGGGACAUGCUGCCUAGAUUCUGCGGGGUAGCCAAGUGAAUGGUGGCAUCUUCUGGGUUAUCAAGUGGGUGCCCUCCUUCCUCAGUGUUUCGCAACACCUCCAGAGGGUUCGGCAGUGGAUCCUGGAGUACUGGGCUCACCCCCUAGAUGCCAUUCACUCACCUGGGGGCCCAGAUGGGAUCCUUUCUCUUCAUCCAGAGCUACUGACUACCCCUUUCAGCAGCUCUGGAGAGGUCUUUGACUGCUUGUUACUGUGUCUUCCCUCGCACUCCCAACUCCCAGAGUAGCCUUGAUGUUGAUGUGGCUUCAAAUCCUCUGCAGCUACUUCGACCGGUCGCACCCUUGCUUUCCAGCCUUGUUACUGCACAUCAGCCACAAGCUCAGCAUACCUCAGCUUCCCGCGCUUGUAGCCCUCCUCCACUGCAUCCUCCCAGGGCACUGUAAGCUUGUUGAUGUAAAUGAGAUGAAGUGAGGCCAACCAUAGCACAAGGUCUGGUCUGAGGCUGGUCUCCGUGAUUUCAGUUGGGAAGCAGAGCCUCUGGCCUAAGUCUGCCACCAUCUUCCAAUCACGUGUCCCGUCUAGCUGCCCGGUGUCUGGUCUUAAUGUGGCAAGUCUGGCUUGACCCUCAAAUUCUGGACAAAUGCUGUUAACGGCCAGUGGGAUGAAGGGGGAGGGAGAGAGCUAACGCUCAUCUGCUGGCUUUCCAGCACUGCUGCAAGACACCGUAGCACCUGGUUGUGCCGCCAGGUGUAUCGGCCUUGAGUGAGGCUAGUCUUGCAGUUCACUGGAAUGUGUUUAUGUGUUUUUGAAGUCAGCCAGGAGCACGUAGGGUCCUCCCCAUACCACUGGCUGAGAUUCAUGGGAGAUGGCAAGACAUGGUAGGCAGCCUUGAUGGUGAAGCUCACUCUGAAUGUCUCCAACUCCCACAGCUCUCUCCAGAUCUUUCUUUUCUCCACUCCCUCCCAUCUCAUCCAUUGCCUGAUCGACGGCCUUUGUGCACCUUGCUGCCGCCUCCUGCCGACGUAUCUCCUGCGUCUCUGAGACGGAGCAGCCUCCUUUCCAGCUGGUGUACUGUCCCCAAGGCCAGACCGCUCCUCCCUUGCUGCACUCGGCCCACAAUGUCCCUGUGCUUGAGUACCGCCUUUGCUUGGUCAGUUGCAUCUGAUGGAGUCCAUUUUCUCCCAGUAUCCAGGAUGAGGGCAGCUUGUGCUACAAAUGAAUCACUCGCCUCUGUUAACAUCAUCUCCAGUCUUACUUUAGCGCACUUGUACUCUGAAAGACUGGAAUCAGUUGUUUUUCAAUUGUAUGGAGUUUUCCAGAUUUAGCAAUAAGCAAUGCAACAGUAUGAAGCAUGCAAAGCAUCACUGCUUUGUUGUGAAGUGGUGGCAAACAUGUUUUGAAGUGUUUGCUGUUUCUGAAAGUUGUCAUUGAAGUAACUGAAAACAAGUUCUUGUUUGCUUUAUCAGAUUGUAUUCUGUUCAAAUGUUCAAGGAGCCUGGCUGGUUUCAUUGCCUCAUUUGGAAAAACAACUUUUCCCAUGCAACAGACACAUUGGCUGCUGUUGUUUGCCUGGUGCCAGUAUAAAUCCGUAUUUCAGAUAUUCCAUGUGAUACUGUCUACACUUCUUUUCACUUUGGUCAAUUUGUGCCUGUUUCAUUAUGGAUUAACAACCAUAGUCAAUAACCUUUGCUUAGGUCCAACUUCAAGCACUGUGAUAAAGGAAAGAUAGGACAAGCCCUGACUCUGCAGGAAGGUACAUAAAGUGGGGCAGUGAUAUCUUGGGUAGACCGUGGACUAAAGAAAUGCAGUCAAGACCAUUUGCAAGGCCAGAUUCUGAACUUUACCCCACUGACUGCCAUAUCCUAUAUAUUCACAGGAAUUGCCUCAAUGUUUGUUUAGAGUAUGGGUGAUAGCAAGAGUGAAUGGCAAUGAAGUGCGGGCCGGGCCCAGAAAUAACACUAUUUCUUCAGUCCAGACUUCUCAUGAUAGGCCAAAUACAGAAGUGCCACAUUGCUUUUCAACAACUAUAAUACGUUUUGAGCAAAGUCUUAAGAGAAUGGUGCUAUUAGCAAGAGAUGAGGUAUUUACAUGAUCAUUGUAAUUAUUAACUGAGGAUCAAAUGCUUACAAGUAGUAAUUUAUUUCUUAAAUUAAGCCUUAAUCCCUUGCUACCAAGUGCCCCCAUCACUCCCUUUAUCACCACCUUAGAAACAUACUCUGCCUCCGCACCCGAGUGGGGGGGGGGGGGGGGGGGGAAUACUGCCCACUUUGGGAACUACUGCUCAUGAGGAAUGAGUUUGCCAAAUGCCAAAACAACAGGAUUUCCAAGUUAAAGUGGAUACUGGAUUAUUGGAGUGUUUUGUCUCAAUGAACAAACAAAGGCCAUGAAAACCUGUGUAAUCUGAAGUGCAUCUUAUUGGAAGUAAAAGACAUUUUUAGGUAUGCACAAAUCCAAUACACCUGAACUCUGUACAGUGAAUUUUUAUGUCCCGUUUUAUAGGAAUAUAACUGACCCAAAUGGCAAUAGCGUCUUACUCAGUAACAUUUUGAUAAGUAUAAUAACCUGAUUGGUAAAUUCAUACCAAGAAGUUUAUUUUAAUUCUUUGGUGAGGAAUUAAGUCAAGGGAAGGAACAAGUUGAGUGACGUUUAUAUUGUAUCUGUGAGCAAACAAUGUGUAUAAUGUCCUAGAUAGUUGCUGAAUGCAGAUGUGAGAAUUUAAACAAGAGGAACAUAAUGUUACUUUCAAAAGUAUGCUAUGUAAGUAGAUUUAUAGUAAUUUACCCAUUUUUAAAACAGUAGUUCUUAAAAGCUUUCAAACCUAUUAUGUUUUACUUCUGGAGAUGGGGUUAGCGCAUUCCCUGAUGGGAUUUUCAGCUUGUCUAGCUUUGGAAAUGCCAAAUGUACUGACACAAGUUUGUGAGCAACAACAAUGUUACCAUGACAAGGGCUUAACUGGAUUUUGCUUCAUAGAUACUGUUCUUCAUGUAUCAAACCUGGUAUGGAUGGUGAAUCUAGGGUAUUGCUAGUUUACAACCCAAAGACACAAUGGGCAUCAAAGUAAAGAAAAACUUGCACAAAGAAAGAUGGCUGCAGUUGUUGAAGUUAAUUAGCCUCAGUACCUCACUGCAGGGGUUCCUAACAGCAGUAUCCAAGGUCCAACUGUCUUCAUCUACUUCAUCCAUCAAGGCAUCAGAACUAGAUGCGUUUGACUGCACAACAUUCAAUUUCAUUCACAACUUCUCAGAAAUGAAAUAAUCUACGCCUACAUGUGGCAAUACUUAAGAAAAUUCAGACACUGUCUGAUAAUGGCAGGUAGCACUCAUACCAGGCAAUGGCCAAAUCCAAGAGAGAGUCCAAACACUUACUCUGGAUCUUCAGUGGCAUUACAAUCACUGAGUUCCCAUCAUCAAUGUCCUGGGUGGGUGCAGAUCACACUUGACCAGGUUAACUGAACUGGGCACAAAAGCAGGUCGGGUUUGGGUACGUUCUAACCAAAGAUUCAUUGCUUGACAUUGAGCCCAUUUAACUAUUUACAAGGUAGAGCAUGAUGGAAUAAUCUCAACUUACCUGGACACAUACAAUUCCUACAGUUUUCAAGAAGACAGAUACUUUUCAUGAGCACCUGUUUGAUAAGCGAACUGCCAGCCACCAAAACAUUCAUUCCUUCCAAAAUCAGCUGCAGUGUGCACUAUAUGUUACUCACCCAGUCUACUCUGGUCACACUUCCCAAAGCUGUAAUCUUCACCACUGUGAGGGCAGCAGAUCCACAGAAAUCCUUGACUUGCAGGUUCGUCUCAAAGGUUGUACACAAUUUUCAACAGUAUCACUGGUUCUUCAUAGUUUUAUGUCCAAUUCCUGAAACUCCCUACCAACACCACAGCGGGAACAUCUUCGCCAGGACUGUGGCAGUUCAAAAAGCAGCUCACCACUAUCUUAUCAAGGUUGGUUACCAAUGGGUAAUAAGUGCUGCUUUUGCCAGCCAAGUGCAGAUGCUGAAAAUUAAUAAAAAAUAGAAAAUAUGCAGGGCAGAUUGUUCUGCCAGUCAUUAUUCAAUAGGUACAUUUUAGGGUACGAAAUCUAAUAGCUUAUGUAGCAAUUAAGGUUAAAGCAACUCUACAAUUGGUAAUAUUUUCAUCACGUUUUGCUUAACACAGCUCACUGUAAUUACUUGAAAUAGUUUGCUUUCUUUCAGAUCACUGGCUCUAUUUACAAGUUAUAGAACAAUCUUGUCAUUUUUUUUACUGGAGCUAUGUAAAUUACACCCUGUCUCAAUUUUUUUAAUAUUAAAAGUCAAAUAUACCAGCAGUUUAUUAAAAAUCUAGAAUCUGAGAAUUUUAAUAAGUGAAUUUCCAAAACCUGUUACCUCUGUGGAUUUGGUUAUUCACAACUUUCCACAGAAAGCAGAAAAAAAGAUGUAAGUGUUAUUUAGAAAUGAAAUAAGUUUGUAAAUCUAUGCCAUAGUGUUGGCAUUUAAAGUUUUGUCUAUUUUGUACAUUUUUAAAAUAUUAAAACUAGAUAUAAUUGA
Molecule: messenger RNA, 9793 nt
Organism: Hypanus sabinus (Atlantic stingray)
Lineage: Eukaryota; Metazoa; Chordata; Chondrichthyes; Myliobatiformes; Dasyatidae
Gene: ankrd6b
Product: ankyrin repeat domain 6b
Exons: 18
Coding region: 551-2902 (783 amino acids)
Cellular component (GO): cytoplasm; nucleus
Molecular function (GO): protein binding
Source: RefSeq, a predicted model, not a curated record